Messenger RNA from Miscanthus lutarioriparius, 285 nucleotides. The record is from the annotation of a GenBank genome assembly. Lineage: Eukaryota; Viridiplantae; Streptophyta; Magnoliopsida; Poales; Poaceae.
AUGCAAGAAACAAAAUAUGAAGAAACUACUCUGGAGCCAGAGCGGCAUCAUCGUCGUGGGUCCGAGCUUCUCACGGACUGCAACUACGCCGUCAUGGGUGAAACGGAGUUGAUUGACAAGGCCGGCCCCAAGGGCUACAAGCUCGACAAGCACAAACUCGAGCUGGAGCUCGAAGAUGAGGCGGCGGCCGCCGCCGGCGACUCGUCUGCCGUCGUCACGGUUGGCAGGGUCUGCACGGCAGUGGCGGCGCACAUGAAGACGCACCCGAGAACUCGGUCAAAGUGA